UCGAUCUAAAUUUACAAUGUUGUCGGAAAAAGUACUACCUGUUCUGGUAAGUCACAAGAUUGGGAACACCUAAGGGUUCGAAGUUGUCGUGGUUGCUACUUGAAAUUUUUACGAAGACGUCAAAAUGGAAAAUAACGCGAAAAACGAAGAUGUUGAAAUUCAAGGAAACAAUUCAGUGACCAAAAAAGAAGAAACUCCACCACAGAAUGUACAAAAUUGUUCAGAGGCCAAGGUACCCACGGAUUCCAAAAAUACUCAAAUUCGCGUCGUUCGAGGCACGAAAAAAAUGAAAUUGGAUGCUGGUGAUAGCAAUAAUUUGGAAAAGAAAGAUUCCAAGGAAGAAGAGAAUAAUGCUGAGGCCAAAGUAAGAUCUAUGAAAAGGUCUUGUGAAUUAUGGUCUAUGGAAGAUAAAAAUACCUUCUUCAAGGCUUUGAACGAAUAUGGAAAAGACUUUGAUGCCUUACAGAGUUAUUUCUUGUGUCAAGGAAAGAAGAAAGGUCUACCAGAUGUUAUGAUAAAGAAUAAGGAACAGAUAAGACACUUUUAUUAUAGGACUUGGUUAAAAAUUUCUAAACAUUUGAAAUUCUCAGAAGAUGUAAAGAAAACUUCCCAAGAGUUAUAUGGGUUAAUUAACUAUGGUGAACUUAGAAGGAAGUUACCCCGGAUACAUGAGAAAAUACAUUUGAAAUUAAAUGAAUUAGUUUAUUGGGGUUCAACACAAGUCAGACUUAGAGGAAAAACUAUGAGAAUUAAAACACCUAUAUGUAGAGCAUUGAGAAAAUUAAAUCAACUAGAAGAUUGGCAAGAAGAGAUCAAAUUGCCAUCUAGAAUAACCAUUGAAUUAAGACCCCGUAACAACAUGGCAUGGUGGCAGGUGCAAGCAUCAUCAAUGAAUCCAAGAGUACGCACCUUGCUGCCUAUACAAAGACGUUUAUCUAGUUUAUUAAUAUUUCUGCAACAAAGAUGGAGGCCUGCAAAGUAUAACACAUCCUCUAAUGUGGAAAAUGUUGUUAACAAUGAAAUGAAGGAUACUCGACUUUUACGCGUGGCACCAUCUGAAGGAUGUAAAAUUGCUUUGCCAAUGGUAAAUCUUGGAGAGUAUCUCACUAGCAAUAGUGUUAGUUUAAAUUCCUAUGAAAAACGUCUUGGAUUAAAAAGUUCCAGAAUGGAUCUUUUGGGAUCAGUACAAUACUUAAAAGGGGUUGGAAAAAAGGGAAUAAAAAAGAACAAAGUAGACAAGAAAUGUGCAAAUCGAAUAGAAGAGAAUUGUACUUUACCUGACAACAAUAGUGAUAUAGAUGUGAUAGAAUCUGGCAGCAACCUUUUAGAAAAACCAUCGACUGUGAAUAAUACAGAAAAAUCAAGUUCAGAACAACAAACGGAACCUAACAGGUUUCCAGGAAGGGAAACCAUCGAGAGAAUUCGAAAAGGAUGGAACGUUGAAGAAGCAAAUACCAUCACUGUAGGGGACCUCUUUUUAAUGUUCGGUCGGGAAUCGAAAAUUACUUUGGAGUAUUGGUGGGACUGGAAUCCUCGAGAACAAAAUACUGGAGAGUCCACAUCGACAUGCUUGCGCGACGAUAAUCUGUGUUUAACUUUGCAGAAGCUACUGUCUAUAGCAAAACACAGUUAUGGUACAAACAAGGUAUAUGACAAUACUUCUGGUAGUAAUGAGACUGUGAUUUCAUCUCGAGUACUUUCAACGAAAGAAUCGACUUUCAGAAGGCCUCUUGUUCCACAAACUUAUCACAAAAUUGGUACACCAGAUGCUUUCAAAACGCAAUUAGAUAAAUUUAAAACGCGUUUUUGUAAACGUGGUAGAACUGUAAGACAAAAAAGCCUUGUUGUGCAAAGGGUAUUGCCACUGAUAUCCACGUCGAGUAGUCCAGUAGAAGAUAUAACGCCCAAUUCGCAAGAGACAAACAAAAUAACUAAUUCUUCUAUAAGCCACAAUGAUCAACAAAAUAAUAAACCUCUAUCCAUAAAUAUAAGCGAACCACACCAAGAGAAAAACUUUUUGGAUGAAUUCGAAGUGGCAAGAGAUUCGAAACCUACUAAUUCUAUCAUAACAAGCGCCACGCAAAUACUUAAAGAAGGAGAACAUCAAUGGUUGAACAGUGAGGUAGCAGAUUUUUCAUUAAGCAGCUUUCUGGGUCAACUAGAAUCUCCUAUGAAAAUCUCACAAAGAAGUCAAAACGGAGACAAUAUUGUAGAAGAUAGUCGUCCAUCGUCUGAUGUCGUUUCACACAUGCAGUGUCUCAUGGGAGAAAACAGCGUUGAUUACAUGGCGAAAUUUGCAAAUCUCGCCUCGCAAAUCGCUUCAGACGAUAGUAAAAAGUAA
Messenger RNA from Habropoda laboriosa, 2341 nucleotides. It is a transcript of the gene crm, whose product is annotated as protein cramped-like. The transcript has 10 exons. Gene Ontology annotation, biological process: pattern specification process. The coding region runs from base 125 to 2341 and encodes 738 amino acids. The record is from RefSeq and is a predicted model, not a curated record. Gene Ontology annotation, cellular component: nucleus. NCBI's taxonomy places the organism in Eukaryota, Metazoa, Arthropoda, Insecta, Hymenoptera, Apidae. Gene Ontology annotation, molecular function: chromatin binding.